Messenger RNA from Rhizopus microsporus ATCC 52813, 1224 nucleotides. Its product is annotated as acyl-CoA N-acyltransferase. Lineage: Eukaryota; Fungi; Mucoromycota; Mucoromycetes; Mucorales; Rhizopodaceae. Gene Ontology annotation, molecular function: histone binding; histone H4 acetyltransferase activity. The record is from RefSeq and is a predicted model, not a curated record. The transcript is spliced from 8 exons. Bases 30 to 1205 code for a protein of 391 amino acids. Gene Ontology annotation, biological process: subtelomeric heterochromatin formation. Gene Ontology annotation, cellular component: nucleus.
CUUCUUCUUUCUUUCUAUUUCUCUUUAAAAUGGAACCUGAAAUCGCUCCUCAUCCUGCUUCUACCCAGGUGAUUGAUUUUGCUGAUUGGGCAGCCAAUGCUACUGAAUCUACGUAUAUAUCCUUAGCACGACCACAGGAAGAAGACGGCGAAUCAACUGAACCUGUAGAGAUCACAACAUUCAAUCCAGACUUUACUUAUCCAAUCUUUGGCGAUCACGAAACGAUCUUUGGUUAUAAAAACUUGUCGAUUGAACUCAAGUACUCCUCUGGAUCGUUGCAGCCUUUUCUGAAUAUUCAAUAUUCUUCCAAAUAUUCAGGAUCGUAUUCAAUAGAUGAUGUUUGGAAAACUCUUCAAGAACAUUUCCCACAAGGCUACAUGACAAAGCAAGAUGAUUUUAUUGAAACUGUCAAGAGAGAUCAUACAGCAUUUAGACCCAUUGGAGAAAAAAUUCAUGAGUAUACUCGAGACGGUGAAAAAGGCGAAGAACAGUUUGAAAUUUACAAGUGUUCAUUUGCCAAUCAAAAGUUCAGGGAAUAUCAUGCUCGUAUGCAGUUAUUCGUCUUGCUCUUUAUUGAAGGUGGAAGUUACAUAGAAGAUGACGAUGAGAAAUGGGAGAUUUAUACAAUCUUCAAGAAGGAGGGCGCACAUAGCUUGGCAUCUUAUCAUUUUGUUGGCUAUUGUACAGCAUAUCCUUUUUACUUUUGGCCAGAAAAUACAAGAAUGAGAAUAAGUCAAUUUUUAGUUCUUCCUCCUUAUAAGAAGAGGGGUCAUGGAAGUGAACUAUAUCGUAUCCUCUAUCAACUAUUUAAAUCACGCCAAGAAGUGUCAGAAAUUACAGUGGAGGAUCCAAGUGAAGAAUUUGCAGACAUGAGAGACAAAAAUGACAUUCAUUAUCUUUUGGAACAUGAAGGUUUUAAAGGACUCAAGGCUCCUAUUUCUCGAGAGACAUUUGAUCGAUUACAUCAAGAAUAUAAAUUUACAGACAGACAAUUGCAUCGAUGUAUCGAAAUAUAUCUAUUAUCCAAUGUAGACAAAUCAAACGAACAAGAUUACAGGACUUAUAGACUUCAAGUGAAAGACAGACUUUACAGAUUUAAUUAUGAUAUAUUACAAGAGCUUGAGCAAGAUGAAAGGAAAGCAAAAUUGGACGAAACAUAUUUAAACUUGGAAGACGAAUACCAUAGAGUUCUAGAGCUUAUAUAAUUAAUAAAUUGAUAAAGAG